AUGUGGGCCCCACCCUCCUCCUCGACCUCGCUUAAACUCCUCGAGCUCAACAUCAUGUCGGCCCACGACCUUCCCCCGGUCUCCAAGAUGCUCCGCACGUUCGCUGUCGCUUACAUCAGCCCCGACCAUAAGCUGACCACACGGAUCGACCAUACGGGCCACACGAGCCCAACUUGGAAUUACAAGGUGGCUUUCCACGUGGACGAUCUGUUGUUGAAGAGCGAGUCCUCAGCUGUGACAAUCGAGAUCUACAACCUGGCCUGGCUCAGAGACCUCCCGAUCGGGACCUGCCGCCUCAUGAUCAACAGCCUGUCUAAGAACCCGGGUUUUAGACGGGUCGAUCUCCAGGUUUGCCGCCCCUCGGGUCAUCUGCAGGGCACUCUGCACGUCGGAGUCCAGCUUGUGGCCCCACCACGUGACGAGUUUGGAGUUACUGUAAAGGAUCAAGAGCAGGAACAAGGGAUUAAUGGAUAUUUUGUCAGGGAAGAAGAAGAUGAACAACAACAACAUUUCCAGGAGCAAGACAACAUGAAUCCUAGGCUGCCAGAAGACACGUCCCCACCAGUCCUGGGCCACAUCAGCAGGACGACAUCACAACACAUAUCCGAGGCCGAAACAAGAACUAUCGUCGCCACCUCAGCCGGGGGUUCCUUCUACUCUGUCAUGCGACCUCUGCCGUCCGAGGUGGCAGCGGAUUUGAAAAGGGGGCUCUAUUCGGCGGAAUGGAACGACUACGGGAGCUCGGUUUUCGAGGGAUGGACCGAAAAAGGCGACAAAAGAAGCGAGGAACUGAACGUGGGGCCCACCGACGAGCGGUGGCCCGUGGUGGAUGACCCGAUCGUCUGCCUUGCGGCGCCAGCCGAGAAGAGGUUCGUGGGCGGGCAGUGCCGAAAGAGAGUACGUACCGAAAACAAGAAAAAAGGGCUUUUCUCGUGUUUUGGGAAUGCGUACGGGUUUCAGUUCAGCAUCUUUUGUGGGUCGAAGCCGUUGAAGAAGAAAAAGAAGAAGGGGAACAGGAACGUGAACAAGCAAAACAUACAUUUGGUCAGUCUUUCCGAGGAUAAUCGACACAGGUAUUAUGUCUGA
Molecule: messenger RNA, 1086 nt
Organism: Striga hermonthica
Lineage: Eukaryota; Viridiplantae; Streptophyta; Magnoliopsida; Lamiales; Orobanchaceae
Source: the annotation of a GenBank genome assembly